Messenger RNA from Cantharellus anzutake, 1126 nucleotides. RefSeq names its product ribosome biogenesis regulatory protein-domain-containing protein. The transcript is spliced from 6 exons. The record is from RefSeq and is a predicted model, not a curated record. Gene Ontology annotation, cellular component: preribosome, large subunit precursor; nucleus; nucleolus. Gene Ontology annotation, biological process: ribosome biogenesis; endonucleolytic cleavage in ITS1 to separate SSU-rRNA from 5.8S rRNA and LSU-rRNA from tricistronic rRNA transcript (SSU-rRNA, 5.8S rRNA, LSU-rRNA); ribosomal large subunit export from nucleus. Bases 61 to 1002 code for a protein of 313 amino acids. Lineage: Eukaryota; Fungi; Basidiomycota; Agaricomycetes; Cantharellales; Hydnaceae. Gene Ontology annotation, molecular function: protein binding.
CUGGCAGUCACCGUCUAUUGAGUUUCCAUUUCUGCAGCCUCGACAUCAUUGGCUUGCGCAAUGUCUGUGGAAGUUAUUGUACCAGUCGAAGCGACCAAACCGGUGGAGUUGGAGAAAGAGUCGUCCGUUCAGGUGGAUCCCGGUCUGCUGUCUGCGACCGAUCCCAAUCCAGUGGAUGCCGAAGCAUACAACGCUGAUCGCGAGGCAUAUCUCAGUGAACUCGCGCGUGAAGGAACUCAGGCUAUAUUCCAGUCUCUUUUCUCCCUUCCCACCAAACAGUCCCCAGAUGGACCGCUGGCACAACUUCCAAAUCCCACAACAUUACUUCCCAGAGCCAAGCCACUCCCUAAGCCGAAGCCUCCAACGAAGUGGGAGCAGUUCGUUGCUGCCAAAGGCAUCCGCCAACGGCGGAAGGAGAGCAAAGUAUGGGACGACAAUAAACAAGACUGGGUUAGGAGAUGGGGUAGAGGAGGGAAAAAUAAAGAAAAAGAGGAACAAUGGCUUCACGAGAUUCCGGAUGGCGCUCCUGAUGAUUAUGACCCUGUGGCCAUUGCUCGCCAGGAGAGGAAGGGCCGUGUCCAAAAGAAUGAACGACAACGCCUGGCGAACAUCGCUAGGGCGGAGCGAGCGCAACGAAAGACGCAGAUUGAGAAAACACUCGUCCAUGCUAAGAAGAGUACAGCGAGUAUGGGGAAGUUUGACAAGAAACUUGAGGGCGAGCCAACUCAGCGGGGAGCUAAGCGCAAGUUUAAGUCUAAUGAAAUAACAGCAGCUGAAGAGAAGGACGCUUCUCUUGCUCUGCUUUCUCGGCUAGAGAAGGGUGGGGGUCUUGCCAAGAAAAGCAAAACGGUUCAUGCUCAAGGGCCUGAUGGUGAGAAUGUUCUUAACGUGCGCAAAGCCAUCCGUUUUGCUAGUAAAGGUGGGGGAGCCGCUGCCCUGGCUAAGGAGUCGCCGAGGCGGAACGGGAAAUCCAAUGGCAACACGAAGGGGAAGCGGAAAUGAAAUCUGUUGAUUGUGUUCGCCAUCUCACGUUUGGACUCUGCUCUCUGUUGUUAUAUAUAAUCCGUUAGCCAUUUCGUAGUGUCGCUUGUGGCUUAUUCUAUACAUCAGCCUUUAAACAUUUGGG